CAAGACAUCUGUUUACUUUGUCUAUUGGCCUUGGUCUAUCUGUCGGAAAAUUACAGACUUUGCGGAAAAUAAAUAAUCACGCGACUAAUCACUCCGCUUUCCUGAGAAAGGUCUGCGUAAGCAGAGAACGUCUGUGUAUUCUUUGGCGUAAGCAACUGCAGCUCAGUAGUGAAAGGCAGUAUAGUUUCUCAUGGACGCUGGACUCUACUCCUAGACUUUAUUUUGCUACGAUUGCAUGACUUUAAUGUCACUUGAUUUUUCCUCGCCCAAGGGUGUGGUGUAAAUUUUUACACCUUUAUUUUCCCAAUUUAAAGCGAAAGGCCACUUGCAUUAUUUGGAUUUAUAGGUAAAGGUUCUAUGAAGUCGAGGCCUUAUGGAACGAUGACAGAUUUAGAUUCACUGAAAUUAAGCAAAGUGCUAGUAUAAUUGAAGCGUUAUGUAAUGCAAUAUGUUUAACAGAUAAUUGCUAAAAUUCAUGUAAGAAGACUCUGUAUAGUUACCCAGGAAAUGUGUGUAAAUUAUAACAGACUAAUUUUUGUAACAUGUUCUUGGAAAGAAAGGUUUAUGUAGUAUCACAUCAAGAUGAACUUUCUGUAGAAAGUGCAGAUAUUUUUACAAAGACAAUUGCACAUACAUAUGCAUAGGAUAGAAAAAAGUAGUGUGAAACUCUUAAUAUUUAAUUUGGCUAAAUAAUAAUUUAAUAAACUCUCCAAGGUAAAUACAAACUGUUUUAUAAAGUGCAUAACAAGUUGUAUCAAAUUUACGUCUGGGAACCAAUUUCAUUUUGUGCGAGGUAUGUUACUAGUGAAUUAUAUAAAACCGUGAUAUAAUUGAAAUUAAAAACACUUUUGAUGAGAUUUGUGUAAUACAUUCUUUAAAAGUAAGGUAAAAACACAUAACGUAAAAACUCAUAACUCAUAAGGUAAAAACUCAUAACGUAAAAACACAUAUUUUUAUUUGUACUGGAGAGAAAACUUAUGGGUGUGAGAUAUGUAAGAAUUUAUUCAGAUUCAAAGGUUCUUUAAACAGAUGUAUGCUUAUUGAUACAGGCAAGAAACCUUAUGUGUGUGAAGUAUAUGCAAAAUCAUUUAGAGAAAAAUGUAAAUUAAAGAAGUGUUUGCUUAUUCACACAAGUGAGAAAUUUCAUGUGUGUGAGCUAUGUGAAAUGUCAUUUAUAGAAAAGUGUAAAUUAAACAAGUGUAUGCUUAUUCACAUAGGGAAAAAAAAAAAAAACCUCUUGUGCUUCAGAAAAUGUCAUUUAGACAAAUGGGAGAUUUAAAUAAACAUAUGCAUACUGGAGAAAAAUCUCAUGUAUGUGAUGUGUGUAACAAAUUAUUUACGAAAAAGUAUACUUUAAUGAUGCAUAUGUUUAUUCACACUGGAAAGAAACCUUACAAUUGUGAGGUAUGUAAUAAUUCAUUUACAUCCAAGAGCGUUUUAAACAGACAUAUGCUUAUUCAUACAGCAGUGAAACCUCAUGUGUGUGAGAUAUGUGGAAAGUCAUUUAGAAAAAAGUAUACAUUAAAUAGUCAUAUGCUUAUUCAUACAGGAGAAAAACCUCAUGUAUGUGGGAUAUGUAAUAAGUCAUUUAGACAAAAGAAUGAUUUAAAUGAUCAUAUUCUUACUCAUAUAGAAGAAAAACCUCAUGUAUGUCAUGUAUGUAAUACAUUAUUUAGAAGAAAGCAUAAUUUGUAUAUACAUAUGCUUAUUCAUACUGGAGAGAAACCAUAUAUAUGUGAGAUAUGUAGCAAUUCAUUUAGAUUCAAGGGUGCUUUAAACAGGCAUAUGCUUAUUCACACAGGAGAGAAACCUCAUGUAUGUGAUGUAUGUGAGAAAUCUUUUAGAGAGAAAAGUAAAUUAAACAAUCAUAUACUUAUUCACACAGGAGAGAAACCUCAUGUGUGUGAAGUAUGUAACAAGCCAUUUAGAGAAAAAUGUCAAUUAAAUAAACAUAAGCUUAUUCACAGAGUAGAAAAACCUCAUGUAUGUAAGAUAUGUAGCAAGUCAUUUAGACAAAAGGGUAAUUUAAAUGGGCACAUGCUAACUCACUCGGGAGAAAAACCACAUUUGUGUGAAGUAUGUAACAAAUCAUUUAGACAAAAGAGUGAUUUAAAUAAACAUGUGCUUAUUCACACAGGAGAAAAGCCUUAUGUAUGUGAUGUAUGUUACAAAUUAUUUAGAAGAAAGCGAAAUUUAAACAUACAUAUGCUUAUUCACACUGGAGAGAAACCUUAUACAUAAGAGGCGUGUGAAAGAUCAUUUAGAUUUGAUAGUACUUUAAAAAAACAUGAUUAUUCAUAAGAGAGAAGCCUUAUUAUGUAAGGAUAAACAUGUGGUUUGAAGAUGCAUAUGUGUAUCCAUAUUUAAGAGAAAUCUCACAUCUGUUAUGAAUUAAGCUAGUUAAAUGAAAUCUUUGAUAAUCUAUGCCAGAAAGAACUGUCUGUAUAGAAACCUUUUAUAUAUUGAAGAUAUAUAUAUAUAUAUAUAUCCUUAAUUAGUUUAGCAUAUUACUUACUAUUAAUAUUGAUUUUUACUUAUAAAUAAUCAAAUGUUAUAUUUUUCUCUUUUAACACAUUUCUUUGCAACUAAUUUUGCUUAUGUUAAAGUUUUCACGGAACCACAGUAUUUAAGCAGCUUUUUAGCGUUCAGACUAGAAUUUAUCUUUAUCUAAUUUCUUUAAUUUUGAAGCACAAUGCGCAAAGUUUUUGACCACAUAGGUCUUUUAUUGUUUGUUCUUUCUACUUUAAUUAAAAUGACUUAUAUGUAAAAUGGUAUAUAUAUAUAUAUAUACACACACCUACUUGCCAAGUUCACCAACAGUUGAUCGGCGUAUGGUUAUGAGAGUUUAAAACACAUAGAAGUAAGCCGUGUAAACGUGGUAUUUAGUGCAUAUAAUCAAAAUAAUUAAAGAAUAAGUAACUUAAAUUCAAGUUAGCAGAGAAAACAAUAUAUUAAGCAUAUGGAAGUGAAAAUUCAAAAUUAACCGGUUAAAUGUCGUAUACGAAAAUAAAUUUGUAUUGAAUUCAAGUUAGCAUAGAAAACAAUAUAUAAAACCUAAUGGAAGUAAAAUAAUCAUGUAAUAAUAACCUUUUUUUUUGGCAGAGUUAUCUAUUUAAUGGAAAAAAAUAGUAAAAUUUAGAUGUCUUUGAAUAUAUUUCAGUGUUAUAAAAUUCCAAAAUAUUCCUGUUUUUAACAGUUUCUAAAGAAAUUGUGAAAGUAUAAAAUCAAAAAGCCAAUUUUACGAUUAAUAUCUUCAUUGCAUAAUUUUAAAGUACUUCCAAAACUAUGAUUGAAAAUCAAUUAUCAUAUAAUUAAGGUCAAUAGAUAUUGUCAUUUGAAUAGAAACUUAAUUGCAACUAUCUGAUUACAUAAAAAGUUUUUUUAGUAAUAAAUUAUAUUCUGCUCUGACUUAUUUUUUAUAUAUGUUCAUGUAUUGCCCAAAACACCCAUCAUAUUCACUUUGCAUCUGGCAUAUUAAUUUUUAUUAAGACUUGCUUUCUUACAUGUAACUCAUAAAAAGAACCAAGGAACAUAUUAUUUGUUGUUAACUGCUUUGCAACUGAUAUGCAGCUUAUCAGCAGCCAAACAGUAAAGUGACUUCAGUCUGGUAGUUUGGUUAGCCAAGCUAAUGGGCAUGUUGUAUGAAUGUUUUUAUGGUAUUCCUAAUAUGUAACAUGGAUUUACCAGUUUCCUUCAGAAAGACCUCAUUGAAGGCAUCUUUCUCCUUAGGCAGAUACCUCUCCCAUGCUUUUCCAUAAUUUAAACAAACCAAAACUAACUGAUGUAUGCUGCUAAAAAUUUUAUUUUAAGUCUACAUUUAAUAACAUUACAAAAAUUGCAAAUAUGGUCCAAGUUAGAUAAUUUUAAAUGCAUAUUAUUACAAUUACUUAUAUUAAUUACACUAAUUGCAAACAUUUAUUAUAUGGAUAUUUUAAAUGUCUAUUUUAUCAUUAAUUAUUAUCAAUAUAUUUAUGGACAACAUUUCUUUUUUGAUUGCACUGUUCAAUUUUUCUUAGAUUUUUCACACCAUAAUUUUAUCAGUCUUCUGAAAUUUAGUCACAAUUUCUCUCAAUCAAAUCUGACAGUGUAGUUUGCAGAUGCAACAUAAAAACUAUGUCAAAUAUCAGCCAUUAAGGAUGUAUGAAUUAGGUUUUUAAUGCAAUCUGUUGUGUUUAUUUCAUGCUUAUGACUGCAUAAGAAGAUUUGCAUGAAAUAAAUGUGUCACAAGCAGCGACACUGAGAUGUUAUUUCACAUAUAACUGAGAAGUACAGCACUAAUUAGCACUGUAAUUGUUAAAGUAUCCUAGCUUUUAAAAAGCUUGGUUGCAUGUAAUAUGAACUUAAUUACUUUAUCAUUUUGAGAAUAAGAAGGGUUUGUGUGUUUAUUUAAUUCAAUAUGCAAAGCACGUGAGGGCUAGCUGAAAACGGAAUGCUUUUAUGAAUAUUUACAUCACUUAAGGAAAACCAUAAAAAUGUCACAAACGCAUGCGAAAAAAGAAAAAAUAACCUGCACAGCCAGCUCGUUUAUCAGGAUUUGAGCCGAAAUUCAACUACCAGCAUUCAGCCAUCUUAACUACUUGUAGAACAAAUCUAAAGAAAAUACUCGUAAUAUAUAAUCAAAAUUUAACUAUGUGUUGUAUGGUAGGAUUGCUUUCUCGAGUACCGAGGUAGGGAAUACUUAAUCUAUUUUUUUUUAAGUGUUUGGUCACGGUAUUAUUCAUUAUAUGUACUUUACGUAAUUCAUAUAGAAUACUAAUAUUUCUAUUACAAGUGUCUUUUUUUCAUUUUAAAGUGUUUUGCUUGUUGAUAUUCUCAAAAUUGUAUCUGAUAAUUAGUAUAAAUAUAAUAGAUGUAUGUCAGCGAGAGCCACAACUCCAUAUUUACAUCAUUGUGAAAUAGGUUUCAGACAGCAAGAAAUGUCAGAUUCCAAACACUUAUUCAGUGACAGUCUUAGUUCAAUGCCCCCAUAAUAAAUUAAUGAAUGCAUGACUUUUAAUACAUUCAUUUUACAUAAACAGUAUGUAAUUUUUUUCUUCAAUUUACUUGCAAAUAGCUUAAAGCAUUUUAUGUUAAAAACAACUGCCUGUCGUUUUCAUGAUAUAGUUGACAAUACCAAUAAUCUUCAAGAGUACUGAAAUUCCCUUCAGUAACAUUGUUAAUAAAACUAGAAAAUCAUACAUUUUAUUAUUUUUGAAGAGUCAUUUGCACUUGGAUUCAUUACACAAGCAGUGGUUUGCUAAUUUUGAUGACUUUGAGGAUCCAUAAAACUAUUCUGUCAUUUUAGAGAAUCAAUAAUAUUUUUUAUUUCAAUUUGUUAUCUAAUUGUAUGUCACACCUGAAAUCUUCCCAAAUGUUAUUGUUAGAAAAGCAUUAACGAUAUAUUAUCUGGUUAAAGUUUUAAGCCAUAAAUAUUGUUUUCCUCAUUAUUUUACAUGACAGUAACCAAUAAUAAAAAUAAAAACAUUACUUAAUUAAUUAUUUAAAAUGCAAAUUUUGGCAGCUAAAGAAGUCAAAAUAUUUUAGGGGUUGGAAACCUCAUGUUUCUGCAUGGCGUGUUACCAAUUAUCAUUGACCACCCUCCUGCCACAUUUUCUUCCGCGUACCGGCAUAUGGCACCGAAAACUUCCUUAAUUAUAUGAAAAUAUUUCUAUCUAUUUAUUGUUAAAAGUUCAUGAAAAGUAACGUUAAAAUACGAAAAAAUAAUAAUAAAUAAGUGAAGAAUAAAUUGGCAAAUGGGAACAAUGGCAGUGAUAAUUCAACAAAAUGAACAUAAGAGGAAUGGUUGCAGCCUCCAAACAAGCGAAUAGGUUAAAUCCGAUGGGUUAGCAGGUUUGAAGUAUUAUCGCUAAAGUUCACAAUGUUUACAUUUACCAUGUUCUUUGCGGAAGUGUUUCCAGUCCUUGCUCCAAGCAAUCCACUUUAACCUUAAUAUAAACCUGUUUCUGCCAUUCUGUUUGCAGUAUAUGUGCAUUGUGAGAUUUUGAAAUAGAAAUAAUUUUUUAUUCAUUUCAGUCUGUUAAUUUCUAAGUGUUUUUAUAUUAUGAAGAAUUAUGUGAAGCAAGUGAAUUAUAUGUACAAAGAAUUGUUAAAGUAUUGUAUAUUAUGGUGAUAAAGCUUUCAAAGGAAUAAGACUAGAUGUUUCAAUAAAGUUUAGGCGUAUAGAUAUUUGUCUUCUAUAAAAACUUGGUUUUUUUUGAAUAUGAAUAUACUGAAUCUGAACUAGGUGCUUAGCUAGAGGGGGCAAGGGGGACAUCUAUCCUUAGGUGCAGUAUCCAGGGGGCAGCAAAUUGAUGCUGUGAUUUUUGAAAUGAAAUAUUUCCAUUCUUAGUAAACAGGAGUGGGUGCAAAAUUUUCAUUUGUCUCCAGGCAUUGAAUACCCUAGCUACAGCUCUGAUCUGAACAUAAUGAAUGAACCUUAUCUAAAUGGUGACAAAAAUUUAAAAAAAAAAAAAAAAAAAAAAAAAAAAAAAGUAAAAAUUUUAGAAAAAUAAAUUUAGUCAUGGUUUAUAUAUUUGAUGAAAGUACCCCUUGUAUUAUGGGGAAAUUGUUGUUUGAUUUAUCGCCAAGUUGUUGUUUUAUUUAUGGUAGUCUAGAGUAGCAGAAUGUUAUGGAAACCCUAUUGUGAC
Stegodyphus dumicola is the source of this 6626-nucleotide messenger RNA. Its product is annotated as zinc finger protein 708-like. NCBI's taxonomy places the organism in Eukaryota, Metazoa, Arthropoda, Arachnida, Araneae, Eresidae. The record is from RefSeq and is a predicted model, not a curated record.